Messenger RNA from Drosophila hydei, 820 nucleotides. Its product is annotated as protein late bloomer. The transcript is spliced from 5 exons. Bases 70 to 723 code for a protein of 217 amino acids. The record is from RefSeq and is a predicted model, not a curated record. Gene Ontology annotation, cellular component: membrane. NCBI's taxonomy places the organism in Eukaryota, Metazoa, Arthropoda, Insecta, Diptera, Drosophilidae.
GUCGAUACGAUCGGUUGUGUAUAUAAUAUAUAUUAGCUUUAAUAAACGCUACGAAUCCGAAUAGCCAAUAUGGGCUGUACUUCCGGCUGUUUUAAGUGUUUCUUAAACAUACUCAAUACGGUCUACGCGCUCUUUGGCCUGUUGAUAAUUGGACUAGCCACGCUGAGCCUCAGCCAGGCACCGACUGCAUAUAUUAUCUAUUUGUAUGUGAUUGGCGGGGUGCUGUUUGCAUCGUCUAUUAUCGGUUGUUGUGGCAUCUGUCAGGAGAGUGUUUGCCUGACCACAACGUAUGGUUUCAUCUUGUUGGCAUUGCUGAUUGUGCAAUUGUUUGGCUUGUUUGGCAAUAGCUUCGAUGAGGAGUAUAUCAAACGCUAUGCGGUCGAAGAUGUCGAUGUGAAAUGGAAACAAGAGAUGGUCGAUCGUGGUGCUAUGGAUAAAAUACAGCGGACGUACGAAUGCUGUGGCCGCAACGGACCGGAAGAUUAUGUGAGCAUAGGUCGCACCACUCUACCAGACAGUUGUUAUCCCGAUGGCAAAACCAAUAUACCCUACUUCAUGACGGGCUGCGUAAAUGCAGCUGCUGAUGAAUUCCUUCGAUUCUUCAGCUACGCUGAUAAUAGCAAAUGGGGCUCGUUUGCUGUUACGGCUUUGCUGUGCUUCUGUACGUUUUAUUUAGUACUGCGCUUUCGCAAGGAACGCCAGAGAUACACAUAUCAUUAUUAAGAAAUUUAGAAUAUUUACAAUCUUUUCGAAAUGAACUUUUCCGAUUUGUCAAUAUUAUUUUUAGACACUUACAAAUAAAUUGUGAAUGCUUUUAUAG